Molecule: messenger RNA, 720 nt
Organism: Alternaria rosae
Lineage: Eukaryota; Fungi; Ascomycota; Dothideomycetes; Pleosporales; Pleosporaceae
Exons: 1
Coding region: 1-720 (239 amino acids)
Source: RefSeq, a predicted model, not a curated record
AUGCCGUCUCGCAAGCGCUCGGCAAAGCCUCCAGCCGAGGCGCCCUCUUCUAAGAAGCAGCGCGAUGAUAGGGCUCGCCAAAGAGCUGCGGUUCGGGAUCAUGCCUUUAAGCAGCAAAAUCUUCGCGAUCAGGCUCAUCGCGAUCAAGCGCUAGUUGAUAAGACGCGCCUCAAGAAGCCCGCUGCCGCUAAGGUCUCUCACCAGAAAGGUCUUCACCGAACCAUGCAAGUCCCCAGCUUCAUAGGGUAUGUUCGACAGGUAAUACGUCGCUUUAGCAGCAAGCUCUAUGCCGCCAAUUCCCCUCUUCUUCGUCUUCCCGCCGAGCUCCGCAACAUCGUUUACGGCUAUGUCUUCGAGGGCGAUCACUACGAGCUCGGUGGGUACUUGUUUACCGGCAAAAGGCCAGACGAAGGGAACACACUUAUCUGGCGAAUGUUGCAAAACAACGCUCUUGGUCUACUCCUCGCUUCCUGUCAGCUUCAGGCUGAGACCGCGUUGCUUCCUUACAAGCUCGGCGUUUUCCAGUUUGAAUUUGAGGAACCCGACCACGACGAAGACGACUGGUAUGAGGAGGUACUGCAAGACUUCUUCCGCGCUAGGUCCCGAAAACAGAUAGCUGCAAUUGCUACAACACAAGUUAGCACACAGCAGAUAUAUGGCACCAUGUGGGACAAGACUCAGGCUGGGAUUGACUGGGCGAUGGAAUCGUGUGUGUGUUGA